Messenger RNA from Lingula anatina, 1501 nucleotides. Its product is annotated as delta-1-pyrroline-5-carboxylate dehydrogenase, mitochondrial. NCBI's taxonomy places the organism in Eukaryota, Metazoa, Brachiopoda, Lingulata, Lingulida, Lingulidae. Gene Ontology annotation, cellular component: mitochondrial matrix. The record is from RefSeq and is a predicted model, not a curated record. Gene Ontology annotation, molecular function: L-glutamate gamma-semialdehyde dehydrogenase (NAD+) activity.
GACAAUUCAAGUUUACAGAUGUUUAAUGUCCAUAUAUUUGACUGUACUGAAAUGUGAAGUCUGUUUUCUCAUUUUCUGUAAGACUAUAGGCCUGACUACUUUAGUGUUGGUCACGUCCACAAACCUAAGUAAGUUUUUUGUUUUAAUGAUGACUUACAACAUAUAUUCCAUAUAUUCUAGACAUGACUACAUAAGUCUAAGGUCCGCCAGUUUCCUGAAGAGCUAUAUGGCUACUAAUGAGCCUGUCUUGGAUUACGCCCCUGGUAGUGGGGAGAGAAUGGCGCUGGAGGACGCCUUGAGGUCCUACGAGGGAAAAAUGACAGAGGUUCCUGUGAUUGUUGGAGAUGAUCAGCAUUUCACAGAUGAGUUUCGUUAUCAGCUUUGUCCAGCUGAUCACCAACGACAGGUGGCAAAGUACCAUUUUGCAACCAAAGAGCUGAUCCAGAAAGCCAUAGACGUGAGUCAGAAAGUACGACCUGCCUGGGAGAAGAAACCACUGGAGGAGAGGGCGGAGAUAUUUCUAAAAACGGCAGAUCUCAUGAGCACCAAGUACAGGGCUGACAUGAAUGCUACUUCCAUGAUUGGCCAGGGUAAGACAAUUAUCCAAGCUGAAAUAGAUUCUGCCUGUGAAUUGAUUGAUUUUCUUAGGUUCAAUGUUCAGUUUGCCAUGGAUAUGGCCAAGUACCAACCAGUAUGCACACCAACAGAUACAAAUUACCUGAGCUUCCGAGGAUGUGAGGGAUUUUGGGCAGCCAUUACACCUUUCAACUUCACGGCCAUUGGUGGUCACUUGCCAAGUGCUCCAGCAUUCAUGGGUAACACGGUGCUAUGGAAACCAGCUGGCACGGCCGUUUUAUCAAACUACACGUUCUACAAAAUAUUACGAGAGGCAGGUCUGCCCCCUGGUGUCAUAAAUUUCCUUCCGUCCUCGGGUCCUGUAUUCGGAGAAACAAUUACCUCGUCACCACAUCUUGCUGGCAUCAAUUUUACUGGAAGUGUUGAGACCUAUCAAAGGGUGACUGCCAUGGUCACAAAGAAUCUCCAUCUCUACAGAACUUUCCCAAGGUUAAUAGGGGAAUGUGGAGGUAAGAACUUUCACCUAGUCCAUCCCAGCGCAGACGUUACACAGGUCGUAUAUCACACAAUAAGGGCAGCGUUUGAAUACAGUGGUCAGAAAUGUUCCGCCUGCUCGCGUCUCUAUGUUCCCCACUCCUUGUGGCCACAGAUUAAGGACAUGUUUGUAGAGGAGUACAAGAAGAUAAAACUGGGUUCUCCACUGGAAUUUGAUUCCUUCUUAAGUGCUGUGAUUGAUAAAGCUUCAUUUCAGAAUAUUAAGAGUUACCUAGACUAUGCAAAAGAAAACCCUAACCUGAAUAUUGUGGUGGGAGGAGUGUGUGACGACAGCAAGGGAUGGUUUGUUGAGCCAACAAUAAUUGAAACUUCAGAUCCCAAGGACAAACUAAUGCAGGAGGUAUGUUGUCUACUAAUGCUUCUUCACUGA